UAUAAUACCAAAGAUGGAAACUACUCCAAAUCCGCUAGAAUACUUUAAAAAUACUCGUAAAUGGGUUCCAAAUUUCUCUAUUGAAGACCAGAUGCCAGGCCUCGAAAAGUACAGAAAUCAGCUCCUCACCAUCAUGAGCUAUAAUGUACUUGCAGAGUCCUACCUCAGCCAUGUGGAUUAUGGAGAUGUAGAAGAAAAGCACCUCAGUUGGGACUACAGACAUAAACUAAUCCAAGACGAAAUAGAAUACUUGAAUCCAGAUAUUAUCUGAAUGCAAGAGCUUGAAGAUAAGGAGCUUACUAAAGCUCUGUCUGAAAAGACAGAAAGGAGAGAAACAAUGCCAAACUACAUGUCAACAUCAAUUUAUAAAAUUGGAAAAUAAAGACUGAGUGUGUAUAUUUUGGAAAUCCGAAAAAUUCGAAUCAGUCGGAACCUGGUCUAUAGAAUUCAACAAUCCUCGAAUGACUUCGCAUCUUUAUAACAAACAACAUGUCGCAUCCUUUGUGGCUCUGAAGAUGAUCACUCAUGAGAAGAAAAGAUUGGUGAUAGUCGGAACAACUCAUUUAUUGUUCAAUAUGAACAGAGGAGAUAUCAAAUUAGCACAACUAGAUCUUGCCACACAAUCUUUAGCGAUGAUCAAAGAAAGCCUUAAGGAAAAAUACCCUGAAUAUGAAAUCUCCACUGUCUUUUGCGGGGAUUUCAACUCUAUCUCUCGAAGUGGGAUCUACCAGUACCUCUCUGAAGGGAAAUACGACUGUUCUUCGCAGAAUAGGAAUGAUAUCUCUGGCCAAAAGAUAAAAUUCUCCAAAACAGAAAAAGGUUAUAAAUCAAUAAUUCAGAAAUUACAGCCAAAUCCUUAUGCAGAGGUGCUGAAACUCCCUCAGUGGUACCUAGAGAUCACAAAUACAAAGAUAUCAGUUAGGAAGCCUGACCAGGCCAAUGUCUUUAUUGAGUUCUGGCUAAAUUGUAACCUUAAAAAGAUGAUGAGAACAGCUGCUAAUAUGGAAAAAGAGAUGUCUAGAGGUCACACCAGCAAAAAAUAAAAGAUGGCUCAAAGACCAAGCUAAAUCCAGAGAAAGCCAAGAUGCCUGGCCUGGAGUUAACCCAGAGAAUUAUUCCUCACUAGAAUAUCUUAAGAGCCACCCAGGAGGUACCGAAAAGAGGUCAGAUAAGUUUGUUCUGACCAACCAUGCAGGAAAAUUUAAAAGUGUAUAUCCUGAAGGAAUGAAACUUCUAAAGGCGGUUCUGUUUGAAGAAUCUAAGGAAAAUCCAUACUUUGAUCAACUAGAUUCCCUUGGAGUUGAUAGAGAGAAGAUCAAAGAAAAAUAUAAGAAAGGAGACACUAUUUUUGGAGCAUUCAAACCUAAUUUUGAAAAUAAGAAGGAAUUUAACCAAUACUGGCAUGGAACAACUCAGGAAUUAGCUUUCUCAUCUUAUUUUGAAAAGAAGCAACUGAUAGAUUAUAUUUUGUUCCAAGGUGAGAAGAUACAAGUCAACAGAGUAUUAGAUGUCCCUUGUAUGUAUACAGAUUUGUCUCCUUACAAAGGAUCUCCAAAUGAGUGAAUUCCUUCAGACCAUCUCCCAAUAAUGGCUGAGUUUUACAUAAGCUAGUUUAAUUUAUGCUUUAAAAGAUCGAAUCCCAUAUCAAUA
Messenger RNA from Moneuplotes crassus, 1650 nucleotides. The record is from the annotation of a GenBank genome assembly. NCBI's taxonomy places the organism in Eukaryota, Ciliophora, Spirotrichea, Euplotida, Euplotidae.